Protopterus annectens (West African lungfish) is the source of this 4449-nucleotide messenger RNA. RefSeq lists its product as uncharacterized. The record is from RefSeq and is a predicted model, not a curated record. The transcript is spliced from 16 exons. Gene Ontology annotation, molecular function: protein binding. The coding region runs from base 108 to 1394 and encodes 428 amino acids. Lineage: Eukaryota; Metazoa; Chordata; Ceratodontiformes; Protopteridae.
UAUAUAUAUCCAGUAACGUGCCAAGAAGCAAGGCUGUUCUGGAUGGUGUUGAUACUUUCCUAUUAAAGACGUUGCAUAGUAACAUCGGGACUUGUUGCUCUCGUAGAAUGUCUGGGAAAGACCCUUUGCUGGGUGCCCUAAAAGCUUUCAUACUUGCUCUCCAGGCAGAAGAGAGUCCUAUAACAGAUGAAAAUCCACAUCUUGCCCCACUGUGCGAGGUAUUGGAAAUGAUCCUGCGGAGAGGAAUUAGGCAACCAGUACUGGGAAUAAAGAAAAGAGAUUACUGGCAGUGGCUAGAACAACUUCCACAGCAUGAUACCUGCGGCAGAUUGACCCAGCUCUGCCUAGCAUUGGAAAAAGCAAGCAAUUGCAAGAAGGUGCUGACUGCUCAAGGAAAAGGAAGGCACUUCCUCAGGCAAGCUUUAAAUAAAAAGCUCUUGGCUGUUGCCAUCCAGCACUUGAUGCAUACUUCAAAACUACUAGAGUGGUAUGAACCAGCUCUGUCUGUGCUUGGAAAUGAAGACCUUACAGAGCCAUUCCUGUCUUUGCUCCUGGUGGUGUCUGACAUGAACUUCUGUCUAGAUGUGGAGAAUUCCAGUUUCUUAGACGACAGCUGGUUACUGCCGGUUGCUGACACUUAUGAGACAGUGCCUUGCAGAGAAUUGGGAAUGGUGCUCAAGUACCUUAAUGGAAGGAUCUUCAUCACAGACAUAAUCCCAGGCAGCCAGGCUGAGGUGGAUGAGUUUGUAAUGACUGGUGACAUCAUUGAUGAGAUUAAUGGAAUAUCGCUAAGGAAAUCUCCAAAUGGACAGGCUGGAUUUGUGCUACAAAAAUUCAAAGGCAAACCCUUAAAUUUUCGCAUAAUCAGAUGGAAAUGGCGAGACGGAAAAAUUUAUAAACCAAUGUUACCACUUCUGAAAUUAUUACAGGAAGAAGUUCCUGACUUGAGGCUUAACUUUGAGAAGCCCACUGAAGAAUGUGAGGCCAAGUGCCUGGAGGAUGGCAGACUUCUGUACAUGCUAAAGUAUAUGGGCAAGGUCAACGUUGGAAUGUAUGGUGGAAAAGAAGUACUAGAUCAAGGAAUACCAACAGUGUUAGAUAAAAGAUUACCUCCAAGGGAUGUCUCCUUUGAUGUGAAAGAAACAGAAGUCAUUUGCACUGACAAAUCAUCCUCUAAGGUUUUGUUUCAUCACCAGUACCCAGAGGUAUCUUGUGUGGGCCGCUGUCUGGGGAAUAAUGGCAAGGUUUUUGGUUUCUGCGUAGCUGAUUUUCCAGAAGCACCUGGUCGCUCUACAUUUGACUGCCUGGUGUUAGAAUGUAACUCAGAACAGGAAUGUGAUGAGAUUGUCCGAAGAAUAGCUGCUGGAUUUAAACACACAGAAUGGUUUGUAUGACGAACUGAAAAAUAAACAUUACACAAUGCGACUCUCCUUUGAAUACAACAGACUGUAGCCAUGGUGCACAUUUUUACCUCAGGGUUUCAAAACAAAAGACAGCCAAAUGGAGUGAGCAAACUGAAUGAAUUUUAUUUUUAAUAGUCUUAUGUAAAUAUUAACAGUGUAAUUUUAAGGGAACAUGGUGGGUUUAUACAAGCACUAUGCUUUAUCUGCUGCAACACUUCUAUCACAACAGGAACUUGGAAUGUGUACAGAAUGCAAAUAAAAUAGUGACCUUCAGAAGUUUGCAAACCUAUUUGUUUCCAGCUAACAUUUUUAAUUUGCAUAAUUAGGAGCCAACCUAUGAACACCAGAUGACUACAAAGUGUGACCAGUUGUAUUAUGUUGUUUAAUCAAUCUUUUUUUAGCUGUGGAAAUUUGAAGCUAUGCAUGGGCAAAUGUACUCCUGGACAUUGAGUGAUUAAGAAUUUUAUCUUUUUAAUGCAUUUGGGUAUGGUAGGCAACAUUACAUACCAACCAGAUCCAUGCAUUCCUAUUUCAUUAGAAACUUUAAAAUGGCUUUUCUAAAGCCAUCUCAAUUGUGUACAGGAGUAAAGACCCUAAACAGUGCAGGUGAUCGGAGUUAACAGCUCCAGUGUCUGCACAAGCUAGCAGAGGAAUAUGGGAGUGGCUGCUGCCUACCUGCCCAUCCAAGAGUGAGUUCUCACCAAGUAGGAGCACUGUUACAGCUCUGGAGUUUGGGCCCAAGAAUUACUUGCUAUAUGGGUACUUUGCAUAUGCAGAAGGCAUCGUGCACAGCUGAACUUGAGUCAUGGAAGUGGGGUGCUGUCUGGUGAGUGCACCCCACAACCCAACUCAGUGCAGAAUGGGUAGUCCAAUAGGGCUUAGCUUGCAGGAAUGAAUGGGCCACUGAGUUAUGCUGUCCAUUAGUGCAUAGAGCAGAAUGUAUACACCAGUAAAUAACCAGAGGCUCAAAACCAACAGUUCCCAAUUUGUACACCACUGGGUAGGGGGGGAAUAGAGAAAUGAAAAAGGCAACAGCUGGUUUGCAACCCACCUAGUGAUAGUUUUCUAGGAUUCUGAGUGGGGAUGGUACCAAAGGCUUUGGCCAGAUCAAGGUAGGCUUACCUCAUCCACCACUCUGGUGACAGAUUCAAGGUGACCAGGUUGAGUAGGCAUGAUCUACCUUCACACCCAAACCGUGGGAUCCAGAGUUUGAAGAUGCCUAUAUCCAAGAUUCAUUCCACAGCUGUGCAUGUCAAACUUAGGCUAAUAGAGCAAUAGUUCCCAGGGUCUGCAGGUCACUGGACAGAUUACCAGCAGUGCACCAUUUAGACAGGGAGCUUGAGGUUGAACAGGUAAUGUGCCAGUUCACUCCAGUGCUUUUUAACUGGUGUAGCAGUAAUACUGGGUGCCCGACAGUCAUGUUAGAUCUCACAUCAUUUACACCCACAUAUAAAAUGAAUGUCAUACCUGUUGAUGGGACAAGUGUACAGAUCCUGUCACCUUAGUCUAGUGACUGGGACAGUGUCUCAUGACUGUUGGGCACUGUUCUAGGCACUGGUUGAGUGGCACUGAGUAGUCUCAUGAAAGGUGUUGAUGCAUUUCUGCCUUUGAGAUCUCUGCUGUUUGGGUAGAUUUGUGCCACAAGGUGGGUGUUUGUGUUCUAGACAACUAGAUUGGUGCAGUAGACCAGCUAUUAGUCUUGGCUGGAGAGCCCAUUGCUUCCAAUUUGGAUAUGCAAGUGGGAAAUUUACAUGAGGCAGUUGGACCUUGGUAUGCUGAAGUUCUAGGUUAAUAGAACAUAGGAACCUGCCUGGAGAAGUGGGCAUCAAGUACUGGAGCAUGAGCAGUUUAGAAUGUUUAGUGCUGGCAGCACUUGCUACAGUAGGUCAGAUAAAGUGCUAUUCUGAGUCCAGAAGAGGAGAACUAGCAAAUCAAAGGGAAAACUGGGGCAAAUUGGCACCACUGAAUAUGGACUAGAAUAGUUACAGGAAACCAGUAUUAAAAUUUGAAAGUUCACGUGUAAGCAAUGCAAAUUCACUGUAUUCCAAAUUCAAUUGUUUAAGAGUCAAGUUCCCCAACUUUUAUUUGCAUUGCAUCCUUAAUCCUUAUGCAGUAUUGCCUUAGAUAAAGGUUUAUGGCUGGAGCAUCUCCCAGUUUUCCCCCGGAACCUCUUGUACUUUUGCAAUCGAUUUAGAAUUUGUUCCCGACAGUUCUGACUGGGUGCAGAGAGUCUGAACUAGAGGGGGGAAAAAAAUCUGGUUAUAACUUGGUGCCCACAUCUAGGUAGUGGCAGAUACCACCCCCCCCCACCAGAGAUGGUCUGGUAGCACUUCUGGGAAUCACCCCCCCCAGAGAUGGUCUGGUAGCACUUCUUGGAACCAGAGUCCUGAUUUUGCACAUCAUCUCCACCCCUGGGUCUCCCAACAAACUCCCUUUAAAAGGAUCCCCUGCAUUUAUUCGAGAACUUCACUGGUUUCUAGAAAAGGUUGGUAGUUCAAACCAUGACCCAGUGUAUCCAGACAGGGCAUUGACAAGGCCUUAAAACAGUCAUGAAAUAACUUCACCCAUGCAUGUCAGACUAGCAAUGCCUGAGCAGGCUGCCUGUGAGGCACCCCCUGUGAAAUUGGGAAGCCUCCGAGAAUGCUGUUCAGCCAGGUCCUUGGUAACUGCUGCCACAACCACAGCAGCAAGUGAAAUACUGUUGGUCCAACAUGAUUUUAGUGAGAUAGGAAUGUCUGGAUGCUUCGGCACCAGCUGGACAACCCACAAGCCAGAGGAAUGGUGGUCCUCUGAUGGAUUCUAAGGGAGUGGAGUGUGCAAGAGUCUUGCAACAUGGAACACAGAAGGGCCCUGUGAAACUCAGUUCCACGAGUGGAUGGAACUGAAGGAAUGGGAGUGAAAAUAACUAGGUCAUCCAGUGGGCAUAGGAUCCAAAGGUCUCAGAACUUAGGUGGCUCCAGACACUUUGACUUCCUGGAAAUACAAGUGCCACUCUGGGGGGUUGAGCCCUGGACAGGAAGCACACAGUUAUAGCUCACAGUACUGU